Drosophila pseudoobscura is the source of this 3272-nucleotide messenger RNA. It is a transcript of the gene bib, whose product is annotated as big brain. Gene Ontology annotation, cellular component: plasma membrane. Gene Ontology annotation, biological process: transmembrane transport. The transcript has 5 exons. The record is from RefSeq and is a predicted model, not a curated record. Lineage: Eukaryota; Metazoa; Arthropoda; Insecta; Diptera; Drosophilidae. Bases 372 to 2453 code for a protein of 693 amino acids. Gene Ontology annotation, molecular function: channel activity.
GCAACUCCCGACCUGUUCUGUCGUCGAGCUGCCCUGCGGCCCGACAUUCGCUCACCACUCGCGCUUCUGAACGGACGUGUCUUCGGGUCGAAUCAAAUAAUCAUCUUUGACGGGAAAAAUCAGAAACAGAAACAGAAUCAGAAUCGGUUGAAAGUUCAAAAACUCCGCCAUUUCGCUGUGUCGCAUUUUCAAUUGAAUUAAAUUGAAUGCAAUUUGUGAGCCACUAACGAGACUGCAAAAUGUUUGUCUAACUCGCAUUGAGGAAUCUCUUGCUCGUAGAUUGUCGCGUGUUUGUCGAGCUCCGAGACUCUCUCCAUAAUCAACUCCAAUCGAAACCAUAAACAAAGAAGUGUCACCCAAUCCCAUCCGAAAUGGCUGAUGAAAGUCUGCACACAAUGCCGCUGGAGCACAACAUAGACUAUCACAUUGUGACAUUGUUCGAGCGGCUCGAGGCGAUGCGCAAGGACUCGCAUGGGAACGCCACCAACAACCGGCUCUCCAGCACACUGCAGGCACCCAAGCGGAGCAUGCAGGCGGAGAUUCGCACUCUGGAGUUUUGGAGAUCCAUCAUCAGCGAGUGCCUGGCUUCGUUCCUGUACGUGUUCAUCGUCUGCGGAGCCGCUGCGGGCGCCGGCGUGGGUGCCAGCGUCUCAUCCGUGCUUCUGGCCACAGCCCUGGCCUCCGGCCUCGCCAUGGCGACACUCACGCAGUGCUUUCUCCAUAUCUCUGGCGCCCACAUCAAUCCCGCUGUGACUCUGGCCUGCUGCGUGGUGCGCAGCAUCUCGCCCAUUAGAGCCGCCAUGUACAUGACCGCCCAGUGCGGCGGAGGCAUCGCAGGAGCUGCUCUGCUCUACGGGGUCACCGUGCCUGGCUACCAGGGAAAUCUUCAGGCAGCCAUCUCCCACAGCGCUGCCCUGGCCGCCUGGGAACGCUUUGGCGUGGAAUUCAUCCUGACAUUCAUGGUCGUGCUCUGCUACUUCGUGUCCACCGAUCCCAUGAAGAGGUUCAUGGGCAACUCUGCCAUGUCCAUCGGUGCCGCCUACAGUGCCUGCUGCUUUGUGUCGAUGCCCUACCUGAAUCCGGCUCGCUCCCUGGGUCCUUCGUUUGUGCUCAACAAAUGGGACAACCAUUGGGUCUACUGGUUCGGACCUUUGGUGGGCGGCAUGGCCUCCGGCUUAGUCUACGAGUACAUCUUCAACUCGCGCAGGAGCCAGCGCCACGCCAAGGGCAGCAUCGACAACGACUCCAGCUCCAUUCACUCCGAGGACGAGCUGAACUACGACAUGGACAUGGAGAAGCCCAGCAAGUACCAGCAGUCGCAGGGCACCUAUCCGCGGGGCCAGCCCAACGGCAACGGAGGAGGCGGUGCCUCGGCCGGACAGCACGCGGCGCCCAACAUGGGCCAGAUCGCGGGAGUGGUGGGCGCUGUGCAGGGCAACUACUGCCAGAACCUGUACACUGCUCCGCCGCUCUCCUCCAAGUACGAGCAGCAGCAGGAGCCGCUCUACGGCGGAACUCGCUCCCUGUACUGCCGCUCGCCCACUCUGACGCGCAGCAACCUGAACCGCUCCCAAUCCGUCUACGCGAAGAGCAACACGGCCAUCAACCGCGACAUUGUGCCGCGUCCUGGUCCGCUGGUGCCGGCCCAGAGCCUCUACCCCAUGCGCACCCAGCAGCAGCAACAGCAGCAGCAGCAGCAGGCAGUCACCGCCGCCCAAUCCUCCCACCUGCAGAACCAGAACGUACAGAACCAGAUGCAGCAGCGCAGCGAGAGCAUCUAUGGAAUGCGGGGGUCCAUGCGCGGACAGCAGCAGCCACUCCAACAGCAGCAGCAGCUCCAGCAGCAACAGGCUCCCGUGAAUGUGCAACAGCAGCAGCAACAGAUGCAGCCACCCCCGCAGCUGAUGGCCGAGCAGCAGAACCACCAGCAGCAGCAGCAGCAGCAGCCGCAGGGCUUCCAACCCGUCUAUGGCACUCGUACGAAUCCCACGCCCCUCGAUGGCAGCCACAAGUACGACAGGCGGGACCAACAGCCGCAGCAGCAGCAGCAGCAACAGCAGCUGUACGCCAUGACGGGCCCGAGGAAUCGCGGCCAGUCGGCCCAGUCGGAUGACAGCUCCUAUGGCUCGUAUCACGGAUCGGCAGUCACUCCACCGGCGCGUCAUCCAAGCGUAGAACCGUCACCGCCUCCGCCGCCCAUGCUCAUGUAUGCCCCGCCCCCGCAGCCGAAUGUGUCCCAUCCACAGCCCAUCCGCACCCAGUCGGAGCGUAAGGUGAGCGCCCCCGUGGUGGUAUCCCAGCCAGCCACCUGCGCCGUCACCUACACAACAUCGCAGGGAUCCACGCCAACGCCCCAGCAACAACAGCAGCAGCAGCAGCAGCAGCAAAUGAUGAUGCAACAGCAACAGCAGCAGCAGCAACAUUAUGGAAUGCUACCGCUACGGCCCAACUGAAAGCGGCUCUCGUGGGGUCCUGUGACGACCCCGCCGCCAGCCGCAAUGCACGCCCUCGCGCUCCACCCCGCGGGCACCAUGACCCUGCACAGCUGCAGCCUAGCCAAGCAGAGCAGUUUGUUUUAGUUGUAGUCGUAGUCGAUAUCGAUAUCGAAGAGAAGGGGCAUGCAUCCAAAGGAAAUGUACGCGAAGUCUCAGCCCUUAGUCUAUCCUAAUCAUAGUUUAGCCAACUCCGACGUAUAGCCAGAAUAGAUUGUAGAAUAUAUUGUAUUAUUCCGAGCACCGGAGCAAUGGAGCACCGGAGCACCACAGCACCAGAGCACCAGAAGGAAAGGAACUCUCACCUAGCAGCAGCAGCAGAAGAAGAAUAGCAGUAACAAUAGCCAUAAGAUACUUAUAUCCGAAAACUGUUGUAAUCGCGUUCCAAUCGGAAUCGGAAAAGGUUACACAUUCAUACUAGACUGAAAGCCUUGCACCUUGAAGAAGUUUACUUAUUUAAUGUUUCUUUUUUUGUUGUUUGAACAACUAUUGUGUUCUGUUUAGAUCAUCCGAUUCUUCCAAUUACAACGAAUUCGUUUCAGUUUCAAUUUUCGUUUUCUUUUUUUGUAGAAGCCAAAAUUAUGUUUAAUCUGAUUUUCAUUUGUAUAUAAACUAUGUUCGGUAUAUUCCUGUAAAUGGUAGGCCAUUAAGCUUAGAAGUAAGCUGAUCUGAUCUGUAAGCUGUAUCUGUAUUUAGUGAUAAUUAUAAUAGAAUAUGUAUGUGACCAGGCUUGGUAGUAUCCUCAGAAUAACAAUGCAAAUAUAAAGUGUAUAAAAGACA